This is a messenger RNA of Nannospalax galili (Upper Galilee mountains blind mole rat), 3117 nucleotides long. Its product is annotated as cyclin-dependent kinase 11B. Bases 149 to 2500 code for a protein of 783 amino acids. Lineage: Eukaryota; Metazoa; Chordata; Mammalia; Rodentia; Spalacidae. Gene Ontology annotation, cellular component: nucleus. The transcript is spliced from 20 exons. The record is from RefSeq and is a predicted model, not a curated record. Gene Ontology annotation, molecular function: cyclin-dependent protein serine/threonine kinase activity; ATP binding. Gene Ontology annotation, biological process: protein phosphorylation; regulation of mitotic cell cycle.
AUGCUGCCCACCCGGCGCAUGGCACUUACGUCAUCAAGACGCGUUCAAUGAGGAAGUGACGACGUUCCUGGCGCGCGCAGGGCGCUGUUUCUUCUCAGACUCCUCGAUCGGCGGCGGCGACGCAGCGGCGCAGGGUGUUUUAACUCAAAUGGGUGAUGAAAAGGACUCUUGGAAAGUGAAAACUUUAGAUGAAAUUCUCCAGGAAAAGAAACGAAGAAAAGAGCAAGAGGAGAAAGCAGAGAUAAAACGCUUAAAAAAUUCUGAUGACCGGGAUUCCAAAAGGGAUUCCCUUGAGGAGGGGGAGCUGAGAGAUCACCGCAUGGAGAUAACAAUUAGGAACUCCCCAUACAGAAGAGAAGACUCCAUGGAAGACAGAGGAGAGGAGGAUGAUUCCCUGGCCAUCAAACCACCCCAGCAAAUGUCUCGCAAAGAAAAAGCCCACCACAGAAAAGAUGAGAAGAGAAAAGAGAAGCGCAGGCACCGUAGCCAUUCAGCAGAGGGGGGGAAGCAUGCCAGAGUGAAAGAAAAAGAAAGAGAACAUGAACGUCGGAAACGCCAUCGAGAAGAACAAGACAAAGCUCGCAGAGAAUGGGAACGGCAGAAGAGGAGGGAGAUGGCAAGAGAACAUUCCAGGAGAGAGAGGGACCGCCUGGAGCAGUUAGAGAGGAAGAGGGAGCGGGAGCGGAAGAUGAGGGAGCAGCAGAAGGAGCAGCGGGAGCAGAAGGAGCGGGAGCGGAGGGCAGAGGAGCGGCGCAAGGAGCGUGAGGCUCGCAGGGAAGUCUCUGCACAUCACCGCACCAUGAGGGAGGACUACAGCGAUAAGGGCAAGACUGGCCACUGGAGCCGAAGUCCUCUGCGGCCACCACGAGAGCGCUUUGAGCUUGGAGACAGCCGGAAGCCAGUAAAAGAAGAGAAAAUAGAAGAAAGAGACCUACUGUCAGACUUACAGGACAUCAGUGACAGCGAGAGGAAAACCAGCUCUGCUGAGUCCUCAUCAGCAGAAUCAGGUUCAGGCUCUGAAGAGGAAGAGGAGGAGGAAGAGGAAGAGGAGGAAGAAGGGAGCACCAGUGAGGAGUCAGAGGAGGAGGAGGAAGAAGAGGAAGAGGAAGAAGAAGAGGAGACUGGGAGCAACUCUGAGGAGGCCUCAGAGCAGUCUGCGGAAGAAGUAAGUGAUGAAGAGAUGAGUGAAGAUGAAGAACGAGAAAACGAAAACCACAUUUUGGUUGUUCCAGAGUCGCGAUUUGACCGAGAUUCCGGGGACAGUGAAGAAGGGGAGGAAGAAGUGGGUGAGGGGACUCCACAGAGCAGUGCCCCAACGGAAGGAGACUAUGUGCCUGACUCUCCAGCCCUGUCACCCAUUGAGCUGAAGCAGGAGCUGCCCAAGUACCUGCCGGCCCUGCAGGGCUGCCGGAGUGUGGAGGAGUUCCAGUGUCUGAACAGGAUUGAGGAGGGCACCUAUGGGGUGGUCUACAGAGCCAAGGACAAGAAAACAGAUGAAAUUGUGGCUCUGAAGCGGUUAAAGAUGGAGAAAGAGAAGGAAGGCUUCCCAAUCACAUCCCUGAGGGAGAUCAACACCAUCCUCAAGGCCCAGCAUCCCAAUAUUGUCACAGUCAGAGAAAUAGUCGUGGGCAGCAACAUGGACAAGAUUUACAUUGUGAUGAACUACGUGGAGCAUGACCUCAAGAGCCUGAUGGAGACCAUGAAGCAGCCCUUCCUGCCAGGGGAGGUAAAGACCCUGAUGAUCCAGCUGCUGAGUGGGGUGAAGCACCUUCAUGACAACUGGAUCCUGCACCGUGACCUCAAGACCUCCAACCUAUUGCUAAGCCAUGCUGGCAUUCUCAAGGUGGGUGACUUUGGGCUGGCGCGGGAGUAUGGAUCACCCCUGAAGGCCUACACCCCAGUUGUGGUGACCCUGUGGUAUCGUGCCCCAGAACUGCUGCUUGGUGCUAAGGAAUACUCUACAGCUGUGGACAUGUGGUCAGUGGGCUGCAUCUUUGGAGAGCUGCUAACCCAGAAGCCUCUGUUUCCUGGGAAGUCAGAAAUUGAUCAGAUCAACAAGGUUUUUAAAGACCUGGGGACUCCCAGUGAGAAAAUCUGGCCUGGCUAUAAUGACCUCCCAGCAGUCAAGAAGAUGACCUUCAGUGAAUAUCCCUAUAACAACCUCCGCAAGCGGUUCGGAGCUUUGCUAUCAGACCAGGGCUUUGAUCUCAUGAACAAGUUCCUGACAUACUACCCUGGAAGGAGGAUCAACGCAGAAGAUGGCCUCAAGCACGAGUAUUUCCGAGAGACCCCCCUCCCCAUCGACCCCUCCAUGUUUCCCACAUGGCCUGCCAAAAGCGAGCAACAGAGGGUGAAGCGUGGCACAAGUCCACGGCCACCAGAGGGCGGCCUAGGCUACAGCCAGCUGGGUGACGACGACCUGAAGGAGACAGGCUUCCACCUCACCACUACGAACCAGGGAGCCUCCGCUGCAGGCCCCGGCUUCAGCCUCAAGUUCUGAGGUCAAGAGUGGCCCUGGCCCAGCCAGGGAGAGACAGCUUGAGCUGCUGAGUCAGAAUGCCUAUCUUGGAACUGCUCAUCUGAACUUUGUCUUUCCUUCUUUUUGAAAUAUAUAUUUUGGUUUGUAAAUUUGUAGAAUUAAAUCACAUUUUCCUUCUGGAAGGCAAGCUGUUUUCAGAGGUGUCGUGAGUGCCUGCAGGUGCCACAGAUGUCCUGCCCCUCCCCACGGCAGGACCUGGUCUGGAGCAGAGCUGGGGUUCUCUGCCUCUCAGUCUUGGAGGCUGCGGCUUGUGUGUGGUGAUUGAGGCAGCUUGCUUCUUCCUGGGGUGUCAGCACCAGCCCUAUCCACACUGGCCUCAGCCCCAGAAACCAGAUGUGUGACAGCCUCAGCCAAGGUGGAUUUUUAUUUAUGAGGUUGUUACUUUUUUUGUUUGUUUGUUUUUGAGACAGGGUCUUCUUGUAACCCCAGCUGGCCUGGAACUCAUUAUGUAGACCAGGCUGGCCUUGAACUCACAGAGAUCCACCUGCCUCUGCCUCCCGAGUGCUGGGAUUAAAGGCAUGUACCAUCUCGCCUGGUUGUUACAUAUUUUAAGAAGUAGUAAACUGUACUUGGACGAA